Messenger RNA from Pocillopora meandrina, 4018 nucleotides. Lineage: Eukaryota; Metazoa; Cnidaria; Anthozoa; Scleractinia; Pocilloporidae. The record is from the annotation of a GenBank genome assembly.
GUGUUUUGCUUUGUAGGAGUUACACUUAGUCUGAUCGCGGGUGGAUACUCAGAAUAUAGCGAAGACACAUCGAAACUGCGCUUGUGGAGAGGUACAUCUGUACUUUGCAGCUAUUCGAGUGAAGCGCAACGCGUCGGAUUGGAGGCUUUUCUUCGCAAGGUCAAAACAACCUAUUACAAGAUGAAUCCAAACAAUGUGGUUUAUGACCCGGAUUCAACACCUGAAUCAGUCCGACGAGAAUUCUUUCCAUACAACUCCCAUCCAAGCGCGAUUCGAAGGCGAACGGACGCUGCGAGAGCUCUUUACCAAGAAGCCAAUAAACUCGAGAACAAAGUGAGUAGCAACAAGCUUAAGCCUCGCGAGAGCAAGGCAAUAGCUCAAGUGAAACACUUUCUACAAAGCAACUUUGGAGCGCCCUACGAAGAGAAUUACUAUGCUGGAGACUGGAUGCUUGGACCUGGUUCAUUCUGUUGGCAUCCAAUAUGUAACAUGGGCUACGAUCUGCAGGCUCAUUUUACCUACCAGGGGUGGGGUAUACAGCCUAAGACGGAAGAUGAUGUGAGCUGUGUGAUAGAUCGGCUAAAGCUGGUGAGAGAUUCGAUAUUGCAGUACAUUGAAAACAUGAAAUACGGUAUAAAGGUGGGAUUUGUACGUUCAGCGGAAGAUUGCCAAUAUGGAUUGUACUCCUUACAGCGAGCCUACAUUAAAGUCUCCCAAUUUGGGCCCAAGGGUAGGUAAAAAUUCAUGGUUGUAGCAAUCUUGUUUCAGCUUGAUACGUUUCGGAGAUCAUUCGGAAGAGAGCGAUUUUAUAAAGACGUGAUAAUAAUUAUAAUGCACCUUGUCUUUAAAAGAAACUGUAAUGCUGCGUCGGUGGGAGGUAUUUCAAAAUAAUUUGUUUUUAUCAACAGAGUUGAUAACGUACAUUGACCACCGUAAAGAGUUUCUAGGGCUGACGUUUCGAGUGUUAGCCGUUCGUCAGGGGGAAUGGCACGUUUCAAAGGAGGAAAGUAUUUUUAAAGCUUGGUAUAGAUCAAAAGCCACUCAUUCAAAUGUCAUUGACCGAAAUUAACUGCAUCGUGAGGCCAACGCUUACUCUUUUCAAACUUAUGCGAUUUUUUAGACUUAUUGCACUGAUCCUAUAUGUUUGAAGGUGUGCUGAGAGAAUCAUUCACGCAACAAAUUGUUGAUCCAAAAUGGCUGGCAAAACUCGAUAAACGCACCUUUGACACAUGGGAGAAGAAACACAAGGUCUCUGUUAAUACCUCCAUAAAUGAGGCUUUGGUGGCGUACGUAGGGAAACCACUGGAUAAGUUAUUAACUUACUUGGCCUUCAACCAUUCGCAGUACUGCGCCCCGAGUAUAUUGUCCAGCGGCUUGGCUUCGCUACCUUUAUCGUACAUUUACAAGUAUGGAAAAAAUACGAAAAUACGAACUACUGGAAAACUACCUACUGGAGAGUCCUUGAAUGGAAAAAGAGCCUACGAGAUGAUGCUUCCUUACUUUACGACAAUAGAAAUGACACCGGCUGAGGUGUAUUCCUUAGGGGAGAGAAUGCUUGGUCAGCUUUAUCCAAAGGCAGUUGAAAUUGCUAAGAAAAUUACAAACAAAACAUGUGAAGACCAAGCCAUAGAAGAACUUAAGAAACAUUUGGAAGAUCGUAGCAUGUAUUUCAACGACGAGAAGAUUCCACAGAACGAGAGUAACAAAGACGCAUUUGAUAAGUGCACCAGUAUGGCGAAGGCAAAGAUUUACUGUCCCAAGAGAUAUCAAGCUAUGAAGGCGUGGUUUGAAUAUGUGAACUGUAAGUAUUUUAUCUCAAUGGAAAACGUGAUAUAAAUCACAUAUCGACGCAUUCAGUCGCUUUGUUUGAGGAACUUCAAGAAAGGAGUACUCUCGCAUGUGGGACAAUUACAUCUAAUAGGUCAGGCCUGCCAAAAGAAAUUUGUGGCCUAAAAGAAAAGAAAGUAAAAUAGCUUAAAAGAGUAGAGAGUUUAUAUAGGCAAAAGGGAAGUGUGUCAUGUGUUACAUAACGUGACCGAAAAUCAAUGAGCAUUUUGGCUGCCAUACUAAAAAGUAACUCUGGUUAUUUUAACUAAUGCCUAAGUUUUCCCCGUCAUUUAAUUAUUUUAUCCAGCUCUGCUUGGUGAUCUCGAACCAAAAACGACUCACAUGUUUUAUUUCACUGGUGAACAUCAAAGCACUCCAAAUUGUCCGGUUCAGUUGGUCUCAAAUUUCAAUCCAGGGACUGGAUCCCAGAGUUACAAAUCCAGUGAUAGCGAUUGCACCAAACCUGCGCAGUAUAGACUGCCGUUCUUUAUGAAGGACCUGGGACCAAAAUACAGUGCUCUCUCAGUUGCUGCACACGAGGCAAGGCCUGGGCACCACACACAGGUAUACGCGGAUAACAAGAUAUUUCUAACCGCACUUUCCUUACUCAGUCAUGUAAAUUUUUUUCUCACUCAACAAUAAUUAACAGAUCAUCACCGAAGUGGAGGUGGCUAAUGGGAGAUAUUUACCGGGCCGCGAAGAGGCGAGUUAAAUUUUAACUGCUAGCCACCGACACUGAGGUGAAUAGUUGUUUUGGUAUGUACUUGAUAUAACAUAAAAAGAUGAUUUUAAUUCAUUUAGUCCUGCAAAGAUUAAAAUAUUUUCGCACCCAAAUUCCGCGCAAAUACUUGGAGGUUAAUAGCAAAAGAUAUUCGGAGUUUAAAUAGCCAAUCAGAGCGCCCAUUCAACACUCUUCGCUGGUUUAGUAUAUUCUAAAGCCUGUUAUCGAUCAUGUGUAGUUACUUACAGCAUGGAUCCCCACAUUACGAUUGCAUACUGCUGAUCUUCUUAUCUCCUCAGUUUACAUUCUCUUUCAACAAUAUUUGCACCCAUUGUAAUGGGACACCUUUAGACUUACACAAAUAAGAUAUAUUCAUGUAUCCUGCUGUGGUUAGUCAUAUAUAAACAGACGUAGAUUGGAACCGUUUUUUCGAGUACCUCAGCGUUUUGUCGUCGUUUGGUUUACUAGAGUCAAGGUUUCAAGGAGUUAUUUUAUGACAAGUGCGAGGAUGUUAUCAGUUGGUUGAACGGCAUCUCUUAUUAUACUGCAUUUACGGAGGGCUGGGCUCUAUACGCUGAGAAUCCGCUGAUCGCUACAGAGACAGACGCUUAUGCCGACAAACCGCUGCAGCUGUAUGGCAUGAUCAAGUGGCAAAUAUGGCGGGCACUGCGCUUGAUGAUAGACUCUGGGCUUCAUUAUAAAGGUCGGUUGAAGUAAAGAAUUUUUUUGUUUUUUGUCGAAAAUAUUCCAGGCCUGUAUUGGUUUUUCUUUGCAGUACUCUGCAAUUUGUCUGGAAAACUCGUGUAACUCUUGCAACCGAUCAGAUACAAACUAAAGCAAUCGCGAGUGGAUCAUUCGUGUUUUUCUGCACUUGAAGCGGAAUGCGCGUUUUUACAUUCAAAUCACAUUACUUCAAACUUUGUUUCUGUGACACGCAAUACAAAACAACUGCAGGAGUAUCGAAACCCGAGCACUUGUCAAAACGUAAGUUGUGUGUAUAACCUGUGUCUCUUUCACUUAUACCCUCUGAGGAUUGGCAAUCUUAUUUUCUCUCCAAGAAUGAAACGACGGGAAGCGUUGAAACUCUUUGCCGAGAAAGCCUGGGACAGAACUGACAAAGCCGAGAAAGACGUUACAAGGUAUCAAAGCAACCCGGGUCAGGCCACCGCGUACAUGAUUGGUCAGCUGCGGAUAUGGCAAGUGCGAAAUGAUACCAAGGCUAGAAUUGAGGCACAUAAAAAGAUUUUCAAGGAAAAAGACUUUCAUUAUCAGGUUUUAUCACAAGGAUCCUCGCCACUGACUCAUUUGGAAAGUCACAUGAGGAAAUUUGCGGACUGCGUCAUUCAGCCACAUUCAGAGGGUUGCGAGUACAUUACAAGGAGCCUAAGUGACGAAAUAGUCAUGGAUGAGGUUGCCAAGAAGCCCCAUAAACCAUUUCGAGACCAACCAUAUCAAGAACACUUUGAUUGA